Molecule: messenger RNA, 999 nt
Organism: Insectozyma verbasci
Lineage: Eukaryota; Fungi; Ascomycota; Pichiomycetes; Serinales; Debaryomycetaceae
Source: the annotation of a GenBank genome assembly
AUGGGUUUACCAAUAAAUUCAUCAACAAAUAAUGAUUUAUAUAAAUUAAGAUAUACAAUAAAAGAAAAUGAGAGUAUAACGUCAAUUAGAAUAUCACCGGAUGGGAAGACAUUUGCAAUAAGUCUAGGAACUAAGAUAAAGAUAUUCAAUAUAGAGACACAAGAAUUAAUUACUGAAUUGAUUGGUAAUACUAAGGGCAUAAAUGAUAUUCAAUUCUCACCAUUGAAUUCAAAUAUAAUAGCAUCAUGUUCGAAUGAUUUAACUAUAAGACUAUGGUCAAUUCGAGACUCAAAAUGCAUAAAAAUAUUAAAAAAACAUACUUAUCAUAUAACUACAAUUAAAUUUGUAUCGAAGGGUAAUUUAUUAAUCAGUGGAUCAGCAGAUGAAACAAUUACAAUAUGGGAUAUCACAAGUGGAAGAAUAAUAACUACAUUAGCUGCUCAUUCCGACCCCGUUUCAUCAAUCACUUUAACUCCCGAUAACUCUAUAAUUAUAUCCGGAGCUUAUGAUGGAUUAAUGAGAUUAUUUGAUUUGGAAACUAGUCAAUGUCUUAAAACUUUAACAACGAGUACUUCACACGGUACAGCUACUGCUUCAACUUCUGAUGUUAUAAAUUUCCCUAUUUCAAAUGUUGAAUCAAGUCCUAAUGGUCAAUAUAUCUUAAGUUCCAGUCUUGAUGGAUUAAUCAGAUUAUGGAAAUAUUUAGAUAAUAAAGUUAUAAAAACAUAUCAAGGAGUAGAAGGAAGAUCAAUAAGUAAGAAAUUCAAUUGUGAAACUAAAUUUAUAAUUAAAACUGAACUGCCUUUAAUUGUAUCAGGUUCCGAAAAUGAUGGAAUUAUAAUAUGGGAUAUAAAUACAAAAAAAAUAGUAUAUAAUUAUAAUAAUGAUGACGGACCAGUAUUAACUUUAGAUAUUUAUAAUGAUGGAGAAUUAUUGAUUUCAGCUACAAAGAAUGGUAUUAUCAAUUUAUACGAUUUGAAUAAUAAAUAUAAAAUAUAG